AAAUAUGUUGCAGGGCGCCAGAAUAGAAGGUCGAGCGCCUAGCUGUGGAAUCUCCCGACAGACAGCAGAGGCGCGUCGUUGAGGAUUUAUAUAUAUAUAUUUGUGAGGUGAAAGGAUCGCUUUUGGUCUUUAUGGAGUGAUCCCUCAAUGCCGCUCAGGUGCAUUACGCGCGGGGCUGGGGCCAAGAAGAGAACCGCCAGAAGGAUGGAGGUGAAUUGCUUGACACUAAAAGACCUGAUCAGUCCAAAACAUACUAGGAUAGAUUUUAUAAACGAAGACAGAGAAAGUGCGCAGAAGGAAAAUAUAUUUGAUCGACUCCGAAUGACUCCAAAGACUCCCAUGAAAAUUGAACCAAUUGAUUUGUCAAAACAGAAAAGCAUUUCCCCUGAGGCAAGUCCAGUUACACCUGUAAAGCUCACUGACAGGCCCCUGGCAGAUCCAUGGACUCCCACAGCUAACCUGAAGAUGCUGAUUAGUGCGGCUAGUCCUGACAUGCGGGAUCGGGAAAAGAAAAAAGAACUCUUCAGGCCAAUUCAGAACAAUGAAUUUAGUGAUGCUUUUCCUGAUUCCUUGCAGUGUGAUGCUGUAGAUGAUGGAAUGACUGACGACUAUGAAAAGCAGAGACCCAGCAGAAAACAGAAAAGCUUAGGGUUGUUGUGCCAAAAGUUUUUAGCUCGCUACCCUAGUUAUCCUUUAUCAGCAGAAAAGACAACAAUAUCUUUGGAUGAAGUAGCUUCUAGUCUUGGAGUUGAACGCAGACGAAUUUAUGACAUAGUGAAUGUCUUGGAAUCUCUUGAACUCGUUAGUCGGGUAGCUAAGAAUCAGUAUAGUUGGCACGGUCGCCAUACCUUGAGUCAGACUCUGAAAAAUCUCCAGGAACUAGGAGUGCUGCAAAAAUAUGAAGAACUUAUGGCUUAUUUCCAACAGAAAGAGCUAGACCUCGAGUAUAGAUUUGGAGAGCAUAAAAAGGAGACCCUUUUCAAUUUCCAAGACCGACAGUUGCUUGACUUUUCAGAGACAGAUUGUCCGUCUGCGUCUGCAAACAGCAGAAAGGACAAGUCAUUGAGGAUUAUGAGCCAAAAAUUUGUCAUGCUGUUCCUCGUCUCCAAAACCAAGAUAGUCACUCUUGACAUAGCAGCAAAAAUAUUGAUAGAAGAAAGCCAGGAUACAGCCGAUCACAGCAAGUUUAAAACAAAGGUACGAAGGUUGUAUGAUAUUGCCAAUGUCUUGACAAGCCUUGGGCUCAUAAAGAAAGUGCAUGUAACAGAAGAGAGAGGACGCAAGCCAGCUUUUAAGUGGAUUGGGCCUGUGGAAUUCAGUGGAGACAAUGGUGACAUAAAGAUAGACCUUUCGGCCUGUGCUGCUUUAUCAGAAGUGAAAGGGACACCACGCCUCCCACACCAGGCUUGCGCUGUUAGAAAAGAGCGGAUGUCCCGUCAUGCCUCCUUCAACACUGUGCAGCCUUCCAAAGUGGUCAAGAGGGAGGUCAGCUCUGAGCCCAACAGCCCACGCAGGGGGAGACAAGAUGAUUACUGUUCUAAAAUGAUAAAUGUUACAUCUGUUUGCUGUCAGAAGAUAGAAAAUGACAAAAGUAAAAGCUAUGAAGCUACAAGGAACCUGGGCAUCAUUUCUCCUUUCUCUGUCCUUCCUGUUCCCGGAGACUCAGACUAUUGUCUUAAGGCAUUUCCCACCCUGCCUUUAAAUGCCAUCUCCGAUGUGUCACAGCUGUCUUUGUCCAAUGGGACGCAUGAUCAAGCUCUGCCACACUCUGCUCUGUCAGCUUCCAAAAAGGACACCAAAAAAUCCACUGUGCUUCCCAAUCAACCUUUUGUUUACUUGCCAUCACUUUAUAUGCUGUGUGGCAGUCUUCAUGACAGUUUCACAAGGGAGAGUCUUCAAGAAAAGGGAAAUGGAGAUUGUAACGACCAAGAUUCAGCUUGUCUAUCAAAAGCUUUUGUGCCUCCUCCUGUUAACAGUCGGAAGAGAAGUUCCCCGAAGUGUGUGCCUUCCACUGCAAGUGAACCUAUCACUAAAAGACAAGACCUGGAGGAAAAUGAAGGUCCCAUUUCAUUGGUGAUAGAAAAGAAGACUAUUAAGCCCGUGGACACAGAAUCUUCCCCAGAUCGUAACUGCAGUCCAAUUGACCAACUAAGAGGCUUUCAGCUUGAAUCGAGGACUUUGGCUGCUAUGGAAGCUGCCACAAGAGAUACAGCUAAAGCCUUGGGAACAUGGGAGCAAGAUAAGCCAUACAGAAGUAAAGAGCUGAAAGAAAACACAAAAGAAAAUGAACAAACCUCUCAAGAAAAUGACAAACAGCCCUCUCUGCCACAGUAUUUCUAUGUACAGCCUGCAGCUGGAAUAAAUGGUUUUAAUUUCCUGCUCCCUGCCAGCCAAGCUCCUGGUCCUGUCAGCCUAUCUUCAAGCCAUUUGCCUUCACUUAAUGUUCCCUGUAUGAUGGUUCCAUCUACGGCUCUGGCACCAUUCCCUCUUAUCUAUUCUCCAGCAGCAACAGCAAGCCAAAUUUCUUCAGCUCCUUCUGGCUCCUUCCCAAGUGUUGCAUGCAUGAAUUUCAGCAUGCCUGGCCUGACAUCUACAACACCUGUUUUCAUUGGGACCCCAGCAGUUGUUACUCAAAAUUCAUCACCGCUACCGGCACGGGAAUUGCACCAGCAGGUUCAUUCAGCUGCACACCUGAGCCCUGUGCCAGGAUCUGUUAAAGCAGAUUCAGCCAUUUGCAUGGGUCAACCAGUCACCCUUCUGAAAUUGCAGCAGGUGAGAAACCCAAAGCCUUCCUCAACACCACUGACUCCUAAGAAUAUGCGCCCUGGACCCAAAGAGGCCUUUUUCAAGACACCCGGCAGCCUUGAAGAUCCUACUGCGUGGCGAAAAAACGAAGGCAGCCAGAGCAGAGCAGUCAGUUCUGUUCAAAGAAGAUUAGAAAUCUCCAGCAGCAGUUCUGACUAAUCCGGAUCACAGUUGAGGUGCAGUCAGUUUAGAACAGAGCUUUAGAGUUGUUACAGAAAUAAUCAGUUAUUACAUUAAAAGGGGAAAGAGAAAACAUGUUAAACUCUCACUCCAAGGGCAUACUUGCCCACUGUGCAUUGCCUGCUAAAUUUCCCUCUCCCAACGACUUUCCCUAGUUGUGUAAAUAUUAAUUCCAAUUAGAACUCAAAUUGUGCAUAUGAGAGCAUCAGAUCCUAUUGGAUAAAUUUUAAGAAAUUAACAGGAUGUGUGUAUGGGUUUAGCAGUGUCUGUUUCAAAUACAAAAAGGGGAAGCUGGCUAGCACUUAUAUAGAGAUAGGACACUCUUCACAAAAACUAUUUAUCCUGUAUCUGUAUGUGAGGUCAGCCAAGAGGACCUCAAAAUGAAAUAACAUAGCAGCUACUGCUACUGUAGUAAAAAAAUCAUUUGCAACUUUGGAACAACAGAAUUUUUGCAAAUUACUUGAAUGUAAAUGGAUAUACAGUUUUCCCUGCACUUGUUAAGCAAAAGUCUAAUAACUUACAACGUACGGAUGAAUGUACACACAUGAAAUACUUUAAGACCAAAAUAACUGUGAAGUUUUUACAUUUUUACAAUUGGGUUUGUAUUAAUGAAUGUUGCAGUUCCUCUACUAUGACAUGUCCUCUCUUUUUUUUCUGCACAAAAUAGACAAAUUAACUAUCGCUGGUAGAAAAGCUUGUUCCCAAAACUGUAGAGCAGCCCUCCAUAACCUGAUAUCCUCAAGGUGUGUAAAAUGGAAACUUUCUCAAGACCCCAAAUCACAAUGGAGGGUACCAGGUUCAGACUGCUGUACAGACUAGUAGGUUAUUUCAAGAAAUAUGUUUGUAUGGUAACAAUUCAUUAUCUGGCUUAGAUAUUGCCUACAGUACCAUACAUUUUACAACUUGGUGAGAGUCCACUUUAGAGCAUUACACAUUACACUCAUCUGUAAUUAUGCCACAGUCCCUGCAAAGACCAUUCUUCUAAGAACUCACAUCUGAGAAAGCCUGUAGUCACAUCUGUGUGACUUAUACAAUUAAAAUGCCCACUUUUCAUUAAAAAACAAUAUUUAUAUUGUUUUAUUGUGUGCACAAUAUUUAUAACAUGUUACGAUCAGACAAAGGAGGACAAGAAUUGGGAAAGUUCUCCCCUAUCAUAGAAACUGCAAAAUGGUGGAAUAAUCAGUCAAAGCAGUAAGAUUAUUCUUUAUACUUGAUAGAGAAGGAAUGUGGGAUAAAGGUUAAUUCAAAGUUUCCAAACUUUGGCUGUUGAUACUUGAGCACAGUUAUUUUCCAAAUGAACUAAGUAGUAUAGAGUUUUUGAGUUUACAUCACCAAUUCAAUGGCACAUUUUUAAAGAAAAUCCAUCAUCAUGUUACCUCUAACUUUGUAAUCAAGUGAAUAGACAGUCAUACUGUCUCUUUCUUUUAAAAAAUCUAGGGAUAAUUUUGUACUGAGGACGUCUGUUUCCUGAGGCCAGACACCCUUCCUAAUCUGUCAUUUCACAGGCAUAGGAAUAAUGUUUUAGUGUAUGUUUAAGUUGAAUUUUAAAUAAUGAAAUAUGUUACCUAAAGGAAAUUAAGUAUGGAUAAUUCUAGUAGAGCUGCAGAGUAAAUGGGAAAUGCAGUAUCCUCAUGUUAGGUCAGACCAUUGACUGCCUUACAAGGAGGGUGAAAAGACUUAAGUUUCUUAAAUCACAGCAAUAAAAAAAUCAUAGGAAUUCAAAACAUGUAGAAAGAAGACCCAAUUACUGUUAUAAUCAACCAUUUCUGUUAGUCUGUUGCAGCAAAAUGAAGAGCUUCUUGCGGUAACUUCAAACCUAACGCAUUUGUAACCCCAUAUGAUUUCAUGAAACUAGUCUACUUCAGUCUGAUAUGGUGAACUGGGUCCGCUUGAAGCCUAUGGCAUAAUAAAUGUAUUAGUCUUUUAGGUGGCAGAGAACUAUUGUUAACAGUUAAUCAUUAAUUUUUGAAGAAGUUCUUAACACUACAGUGUGUGCGUGUUUUCUGACUUUCAACUGAUGUGUUGUUCCAUACAUACACAUUCAAUUUUUUCUGAGUGAAAUUAAUUCUUCCUUUAACAAUGCAAUCAUUGCCAACACAAUUGGAGAAAGUCAGUUAUGUACAAGAAUCCCAACUUGUUCUCAGCCAUCCCAAAGCAGUGCCACUUUUAGCUUAAAACAUUGUUUCUCUUAAGAGAAAGGUAAGACAUACCAACUCCUCAUCAACUCUCUCCAUGUGUAUUCCAUGUGGCAAUAAAGGAGUGGUAUGAGAAGAUGAAGGUUGAUGUAAAACACUUCCACAAAUAUAAAAACAGCAUGCCCCUUCUCGUCCCCUUGGAUACCCUCCAGCAUAGUUGUUUUCAUGUGCAUUACUUCCUUGAGCACAUGGAUUUGGUCACACAGAACUGGAAGGAAAAAAUGAAAGUCUAAAUGAGUCUUUCCAGUGAUGCAACUCCUUUUGAUGAGCACGUUUGCUUCCAGCUUCACAAACGUAUUUGAGAGUAUAGAAACCUAAGUGUGUGACAUGAAUUUCUUGUGAAGUGUAUGUAGCCAAUGAAAAAAUGAGCCCCGUGUUAGGUAUCAUUUGCUUGGAAGAGAGGGAGUUUGUCCCAAUUGUGGUUGACCAUUUUAGGAGAAAUGGCACUGAAGGUUCGAAGGGGGCAUGAUAGGCUUAGAUUGUAGAGCUGAGUUGACAAACAGCACAACCUCUAUGGGUCUGGCCAUUAUCAUUUUGUGAAGAUAAAAAAGGGUUUUAGAUGGACAUGAACUGAAAAAUCAGAUGUGGGUUAGCUCAAGAGAGGUGAGAUCUAUGGCUCCAGAUAUUGUUGUAUUUGGAUUCCAGACAUGGCCAAUCGCCAGCACAUCUCACAAGUCUGUCAAUAAUCAUUGGAAAGGCAUUCAGAUCGAAGCAGGAGUGGAGCGGCAUGAAGUCAAUGAUGGUGACCCAAGGUCCAGUCAGUAGUGUUCUCCAGUUCUAUCCUGCCAUAUCUAAUCAUAAAAGCUCUAUGAGAAAACUGUGAGAGGCAGGAAGAUUGUUUGCACUGAUGUAGGUGCACAUGUGUUCAAUUGUGCAGGGUUUCAGGCCUUCUAAAAUUUUCAUGUUCCGAUACAAUUUUUUCUUUUUUGUUGGGGAGGGGAAGUGUGUGUACAUAACUUAUAUACUUGAAUCUACCUACAACGUUUACAUUCCUCCAUUCCUUUUGUAAAAGGUGCUAUUUCUGUAUUUAAUUUUGUUUUUUUUUGUAAUGUAAAGCUGCUUCACAUUUUUAACAUUGCACUGCUAAAUUACUUUGGUAUUAACUUUGGAACUAUUUGUGGUUCCUCUUGCUGGUUAGAAAUUACUUUCUUCCUGUCUGUAGUUCUUUUUCGCUACAUUCUACAUAUAAAACUAUUGUGAGCACACACUAUUGUUGUGGGAGAAGUAUGCAUAUUUUUAUACUUUCCAUUAGAGAACUAAUCUUUGUAAGCUAAUAAAAAGUGAAGCAAAAAAGCAAA
Messenger RNA from Anolis carolinensis (green anole), 6478 nucleotides. It is a transcript of the gene e2f7, whose product is annotated as E2F transcription factor 7. Gene Ontology annotation, cellular component: RNA polymerase II transcription regulator complex. Gene Ontology annotation, molecular function: RNA polymerase II cis-regulatory region sequence-specific DNA binding; DNA-binding transcription factor activity, RNA polymerase II-specific. Gene Ontology annotation, biological process: regulation of transcription by RNA polymerase II. Lineage: Eukaryota; Metazoa; Chordata; Lepidosauria; Squamata; Anolidae. The transcript has 13 exons. The record is from RefSeq and is a predicted model, not a curated record. Bases 148 to 2964 code for a protein of 938 amino acids.